Messenger RNA from Strongylocentrotus purpuratus (purple sea urchin), 960 nucleotides. RefSeq lists its product as uncharacterized. The coding region runs from base 305 to 622 and encodes 105 amino acids. The record is from RefSeq and is a predicted model, not a curated record. NCBI's taxonomy places the organism in Eukaryota, Metazoa, Echinodermata, Echinoidea, Camarodonta, Strongylocentrotidae. The transcript has 2 exons.
UCAGGAGGCAAAGACAGAACAGGAUGGCCUUGCCAAGAUUUUCAUUAACAAAGAUCUUAGCUAUGGAGAGUUCAACAAAUUUGGGAAACUCAAUCCAUGGUGUAUCUUCGACUACUGUGAAGCCAGUCUCAAUCUCUUCCAACCAGACUUCACAGGCAAUGAGCAUUUAUCAUUGUUUGGCCGCAACGUCGAGGUUAAUCUAAAGGAGGGCACUGAAGGCAGAAUCCAAAUUGACCAAGCCCUCAAGUUUAAAAUCUGCUUGACUUACUUAGGGAAGAGUUCAGCGUAUUGGGAAGCACAGUGCAUGGAUCUGAAUACAGAUGAAGAACUGGCAAACUAUUGGAUUCAGAUGGUCACUGUGGAUAUGAAAGACCGUAAGCCAAAGCCAUUUGCGUACUUGCUUGAGGACUUCUGUCCAAAGAAUUUGCGAGAAGAGCCACCAAAUGGUUUUGAUCUCGAGUUCAAACCAGAGACAGCUUUCAAGCAUGAGUUUGUUGUCAAUUGGAGCGAUACUGACUUCAAUUCUCACUUGAAUCAAGCUGAUAUGUGUCGAAUGUGUGUAGACUGCGGCAGUUUUGCUGCAACGCAGAAUUAUUUUCUGCCUUCAGUUGUGAGUUGGUAGCUUAUGAUCUAAAAAGAUGUUCGUUCAUGUUCAUGAAAGAAGCGCGCCCUGGAGAGAAGGUCCUGGUGGAAUGCUGGGAAUCUGAAGGGAGCCCUCUGGUGUUGAACUUUGCAUUUUCAAAGGAGAAUAAACUUAUCACCAUGAUACAGUUGGAAUACUUCUCAGGUGAUGUUAAUGCUGCUUCCAAGUUGUGAAAUUGCACAUCAUGAUUAAAUUUAUUUAAUUUUGACUUAUUUGUGAUGAGAAAGAAAUGAGCAGAUGUGUAAUUUCCACAAGUUAUAAACUACGGUAUACAGUCUGGGGUCAAGACUAGCAACUAAUGAAAAACAUAGGGAGAU